AUGAACAUCGUCCAAUCCCUCUUUGGCCGGGGCAUGUCGCCAACAGAACGUCUCAGGCAACAUCAGAGAACACUUCAGAAAGCACAGCGAGAGCUCGACCGCGAACGCACAAAGCUUGAGCAGCAGGAGAAGAAGCUCACUCAGGAUAUCAAGAAGAGUGCGCGCGCCGGUCAGAUGCCCGCAUGCAAAGUCAUGGCGAAAGACUUGGUCCGGACAAGAAGACACAUCCACAAAUUCUAUCAGAUGAAGACACAGUUGCAAGCCGUCUCGUUACGCAUCCAGACGCUGCGAAGCAAUCAACAGAUGGCUGAGGCCAUGAAGGGAGCAACAAGAGCGAUGGGCACGAUGAACAGGAGCAUGAACCUUCCGGCCAUCCAACGUAUCAUGCGCGAUUUCGAACGCGAGAGCGCCACGAUGGACAUGAAGGACGAGAUGAUGGGCGAGGCCGUGGACGAAGCCAUGGACGACGAGGAUGAAGGCGUCGGAGAAGAGGAAGAGUCAGACAACAUUCUCAAAGAGGUGCUCGACGAGAUUGGCGUUUCCGUAGGUCAGCAGCUCGGUGAAGCACCCACAGCCGCACUAUCAGCACCGCAAGCUGCGCCGCAGCAGCGUGUUGCGAUCGGAGAAGGUGCGGGGGGAGCAGUUGGUGGAGGUGGCGCUAGCAAGGACGAAGACGCUCUUCAGGCUCGGCUCGACAACUUGCGACGCGAUUGA
Molecule: messenger RNA, 714 nt
Organism: Sporisorium graminicola
Lineage: Eukaryota; Fungi; Basidiomycota; Ustilaginomycetes; Ustilaginales; Ustilaginaceae
Exons: 3
Coding region: 1-714 (237 amino acids)
Biological process (GO): endosome transport via multivesicular body sorting pathway; protein transport; late endosome to vacuole transport
Cellular component (GO): ESCRT III complex; multivesicular body
Source: RefSeq, a predicted model, not a curated record